Drosophila suzukii is the source of this 3620-nucleotide messenger RNA. RefSeq names its product kinesin-like protein 31E (gene Klp31E). Gene Ontology annotation, cellular component: microtubule associated complex. Gene Ontology annotation, molecular function: ATP binding; microtubule binding; microtubule motor activity. The record is from RefSeq and is a predicted model, not a curated record. Gene Ontology annotation, biological process: microtubule-based movement; spindle elongation; mitotic spindle organization. Lineage: Eukaryota; Metazoa; Arthropoda; Insecta; Diptera; Drosophilidae.
AUAUGUUUGUGAGACGAGUCGAGUCGAAAUAUAAACACAGCCGAGCAGAACUGUCCGUGUCUUAUGAAUUGAAUCGGAAAUAGCCGCUUUUAUUAUUUCAUUUGCUUUGUUAGAAAGGAGGAAGUGCUUUAUUUGAUUGAUCAACCUUCAUUAUGAUUUCCGAAGUAGACCUCAUAAAUAAGGACAGUACAGUACGAGUUGCUGUCAGAAUCCGACCUCAAAACUCAAGAGAGCUGAUAGAUAUGUGUCGCAUUUGCACGACAGUAACCUUUGGAGAACCUCAGAUUUUUCUUGGAUCGGACAAAGCCUUUACUUUCGACUAUGUCUUUGAUACUAAUUCUAAUCAGUGUGAUAUAUACUCGGAAUGCGUGGAGCGGUUGGUGGAUAGUACGCUGCGUGGCUAUAACGCCACCGUGCUAGCUUACGGACAAACCGGAUCUGGCAAGACGUACACAAUGGGCACUGGUUUCGACCAUGAAUCCGAAUCAUCCGAGUCCGUUCUGCUUGGCAUUAUUCCACGGGCGGUUCGCCACAUAUUUAGUGGUAUCGAACACCUGGAAGGGGGUGGCUCUGGCUCUGGCUCAGAACUCCCAGCGGCUGGUGGAAAUCCGCAGUUCAGUCUGGCUGUUCAAUAUAUCGAACUAUACAACGAGGAAAUAUUUGAUCUAUUGGACCCAUACAACAAAAAUAGCAAUUUUAAGAUACACGAAGACGCCAGCGGACAAAUAACAAUAUCUGGAGCUUCAAUAAAGCCAAUUUUCCAACCACAAGAUGCCUUAAAAUACCUUCAGCAAGGAGCUUUAGCUCGCACCACUGCUUCAACGAAAAUGAACGAUCAGUCGUCGCGAUCUCACGCUUUAUUUACUAUUUUCGUGCGCAGACAACGUUUACUUGCCCCGAACGACAAUGUUACGGAUAACGAUUUGGAAACCCUAACUUCCAAGUUUCACUUUGUGGAUCUGGCUGGUUCCGAAAGGCUCAAAAGGACUCAGGCCACCGGCGAACGUGCUCGCGAGGGCAUAUCCAUAAAUUGCGGGCUACUCGCCCUGGGUAAUUGUAUUUCGGCGCUCGGAGAUAAAUCUAAGAGAGCUUUGCACGUACCCUAUCGAGACUCGAAAUUGACCCGCCUUCUUCAGGACUCGUUGGGCGGCAAUAGUCAGACUUUAAUGAUCGCCUGCGUGUCGCCAAGCGAUCGAGACUUUAUGGAAACACUGAAUACCUUGAAGUACGCAAACCGCGCACGGAAUAUCAAAAACAAAGUUAAGCUUAACCAAGAUCAGAGUUCUCGAACUAUAUCCCAACUACGUAGGGAAAUUGCAGCACUGCAGAUGGAGUUAUUAGAAUACAAACAGGGUAAGCUAGUGGUGGAUUGCGAAGGAAACACAACAAUUUCGGAUACAUUUAAUGAGAACACGUUGCUUCUUUCGCAAAACAAACGACUGCAACAACGGCUCAAGUUGUUACAAAACACCAUUGCCACUUUGACUGAAAGGAAUGCAGAACUGAAAAUAAAAUUGGAUUCCAAUAAGUGGACUAGUGACGAUAGUUCUGAUUUCGAAAUAACGAAAGUGGUCGGACAAUAUAUGCUGGAGAUCGAACAACUCAAGACUCAACUAAUUGAGUCUGAAGAACAUCGAAAGCUAAUGAAAAUUUCAGCCGCACACUCACCCAAAAACACCAAGCCCGUAUAUGAUGGCGAUAUCAUAACCAAGGCUAAACGGGAUUUGGAAAGGGAAAGGGAGCUCUUAAUGUCGCGUUCAUUGCCAGGAGUUCAAAAUCAAAACGUUAGCUCCGAAGAAGCAGAGGCUGGCAGUAGUGAUUCGGAAGCGGAAGGGGUAGUAAAAGACUUGGAAGCCGUAGAAAACGAUAUCGAAAUGAGAACCAAGCUAAUUGAACAGUUGGAGCUGACCAAUGAGAGAUGCGAACUAAUGCGAAUGCAGUACGAAGAAAAACUAUCCGUGUUGUAUUGCAAAAUCGAGAACACGCAAAAAGAACGAGACGAUGUCUUGGCCAAUAUGGCUUCAUCUGUAUCAACCCCGUCAAAGGAUACCUUGAAAAAAGUGAAGACAGAUUAUGAAGGCAAGAUAAGCAACAUGCAAUUCGAGCUAAAGAAAUUGCAGAACGCCCAGAGAGAACAUCUUCGCCAGCAGCAAAAACUCAAGUCCCACGAAGUCAAAAUAAACACGCUGCGCAGCGAGCUGAAUGAGCUGAAAUUCACAAAAGUAAAGUUAAUGAAGAAGAUGUCGCAACAAUCAAGCCGCCAUAAAGAAGAGGAUAGUCGAAAAUCCAAGGAAAUUGCUCAGUUGCUAAAGGAACAGCGGCGCCAAAAAAAUGCUGUAAUAUCUUUGGAAGCCAAAGUGAGUGCGAAGGAACAAAUUCUGAAGCGAAAAACAGAGGAAGUGAUAGCCCUUCGCAAGAGUCAAAGGGGCAAGUCAGGCCAAAGAGCCCCUCCUCAUUUAGCUUCGAAAAUUGCUACGUUGGAUGGUUUCACAUCUCGCGCCGCAAGACAUCGAUGGGAAAAACUAUAUCGCACAAUAUUGAACGCUGCCAGAAACAGACAGCUAAUCACGCAAUUGGAAAAGGAGCUGGAACGACUAAUAUUGGAGCGGGAAGAUCUCUCCCGAGAGCUAAACAUAAUGGAAAAUAGUUCAGGCGCCGAAAGGCGAACAGAUGAGUUCAACGAAGUAGACAACCUAAAAACCAACAUAAGCUAUAUUCAGGAGAACAUAGAGCAUGUACAGCAGGCUAUAAUGGAGUUUGAAGACACAAAAGACACUGUGCAGAGCGAUCUAAACAAGAUUCAGAGUCUGUUGGACGAGAUCUCCACCGUGUCGGAAGCGAAAUUCAUUCUUCAGAAGUUUUCCGACAGUUCCGUAGUAAUGUCGUGCAACUUGGCCAUUGCCGAAUCCCGUUCGCAGGAGCAGGAAUCGCUGCUUAAGGAAGCUAAGCAAGAAAAUGGCAUUCAGCAGCAAAUAUUGCAACACUUCCUGUCGCAAAAUAGUAAUGUGCAUAUAGCUGACAUAUUUGAUUCCUUAAAUCUCAAAGGCAGUAACCUCAUAAAUAGUGUAAACCCGGGUUCUCAAAAGUCGUUAGUAAGCAAUGCCACAUAUGACAUCCCGCAAGAGGACAAAAUUUCAGACUCCAUGCAUGUGGAAAUGCGCAGGACGACGAGUAGAAGUCCUUCGCCGUUUGCAAAUGCAGACCCGUUUGACAAAAGCCCCAAAGUGCGCAGACGGACUGCCAAGCGACAAGAUCUUCUUUUUGGUGACAUGGAACUUCCAGAACAGACCAAUGAUAAGAUGACGUGAUCAAGCACUCGAAGAUGAGGUCAUUUAAGGCAAGCCGCAGUUGGAACUAAUAUUAAUUAUAACCUCUAGCGAACAAAUAAUCAAAAGACAGGGCCAUUAUUUUCGAAGGUAACCUAAACUAAGUUACUUUGUCCCUAUUUAAAAUCAAAAUGAAGUUUGUAAUAAGUUUUGUCCCUUGUACUGGCUUUCAAAUCAAAAGAGCUUUUAACACAAUAAAAGUGGUGUUAAGGAUAAGAUGUAUGGAAGAUUAAGUAAAGAGCUCGUGCAAUUGGUGUCUUCCCAGUUAACACAAUAAAAAUAUACAAUAGAAAA